This is a messenger RNA of Cuscuta campestris, 2601 nucleotides long. NCBI's taxonomy places the organism in Eukaryota, Viridiplantae, Streptophyta, Magnoliopsida, Solanales, Convolvulaceae. The record is from the annotation of a GenBank genome assembly.
AAUGGUUAAGACCUCUUAUCUGAAUUGAUCAGACAUUUGCCUCUGAAUAGUUAAGCAAUAUACUAGCUCUUAAUGGUUCAGACCUCUUACUGGUUCAGCACUUAAUGGUUCAGACCUCUUACUGGUUCAACACUACCUAUUCAGAAGUUGCUAAACAGCCCCUAAAUGUGGGGAGCUUGCUUGAUUUUUACUUUCAAAUAUUGGAAGUUUUUUUCUUUUAAAUGGGGCAAAUGUUGGGUAGAGGUAGGUUAGGGAAAGCGACACAGGGCAGUUUUAGAGUAGAUGAUUAAUGACAGACGAUAGAUCUCUCCCAUCUCUACCCGCCAUGGUUGAAUUUUCUCUGCACCAAAAGUUUCCAAGAAACCCGGCAUGCAUCAAGUUUGUGCACAAUGUGCAGUUCAGCCAUGGCCAUGGCAGCUAAUGAAGAAGAAGAAGACAAAGUUACUUAUAGGUGGCGCAGUGAGUCUUCUUGCUCUCACCAGAAGAAGAAUUUCAGAUGCCAUGGUCGAGAAAACAGGGAAUGAAUGGACAGCUUUGGCGCACAUAAUAACAGCAGUGAUAGGGUCAGGUGUUCUUUCCUUGGCAUGGAGCAUGUCAAAGCUGGGAUGGAUUGCCGGUCCGAUAACAAUGCUGUGUUUUGCUGUGGUCACUCUCACCAGUGCUCUUCUUCUCUCCAAUUGCCACCGAUCCACUGAUUCUGACCUCCACACCCAUGGCUCUUACCUUGAUGCUGUCUGCUCUGUCCUAGGAAAUAGAAGUGCCUGGUUUUGCGGCAUCAUUGUUGGGAUCAAUUUCAUCAAGCUUGGAAUUGUGUACACAAUCACUUCUGCCAUUAGCGUCAGGUCUGUAAACAACUGAGAAUGAUUCUUCACCCUUGGACUAUUAGAUAUUCUGCCAUUGGAUGAAGAGCUUCUUGAUUGCAGAGCAAUUCAAAAAGCAAACUGUUUUCAUUAUGAAGGCCAUGAGGCUACUUGUGGGUAUUCAAACACGAAAUAUAUGAUUAUAUUUGGAUCAAUCCAAGCACUGGUGUCUCAAAUUCCAGACUUUCGCAACACGCAAUGGCUCUCCAUUGUUGCUGCAGUCAUGUCUUUCACAUAUUCAUUCAUUGGAUCAGGACUCAGCUUAGCUAAAGUAAUAGGUAGUAAUUAACCGCACUUCGAAAUACUUUAUUGUUGAUGGAGUUGAUCCAACAUACCCAAGAAUCCACUUCCUGAAAUGGAAUUUGCAGGUAAUGGAGAAAUAAAGGGUAGCAUUGGAGGGUUGCCUUCUCCUAAUCUAGGCAAAAAACUAUGGUCGGUUUCAGAAGCACUUGGAAACAUUGCCUUUGCCUUCCCAUUCUCUGUCAUUUUUCUAGAGAUACAGGAUACGUUGAAAGAGCCUUCAGAAAAGGCGACCAUGAAGAAGGCCUCAAUAAUGGCAGUCUGCACCACCACAUUUUUCUACCUGUGUUGCGGAGGAUUGGGUUAUGCAGCAUUUGGCAAUGCAGCGCCCGGGAACCUCUUAACGGGAUUUGGUUUUUACGAGCCUUAUUGGCUCGUCGACUUUGCUAAUGCAUGUGUUGCUCUUCACCUUGUUGGAGGAUAUCAGGUACUAAGGUGAAAGUUUGGUAAAUGGUAAGUCACAAUCAACGUAUAUCUAAUGAAACCCGGUAAAAUCCCACACAAAAUAAGGUCUGGGGAGGGUGAGUAUACGCAAAACUUAACCCUACUUAGAGGUAGAGAGGCCGUUUCCAAGAGAACCCCGAUUCAAAUCUUGUUUAAACAACUCCAUCCAACGCUUCCUAGGUUUACCUCUACCCAUCUGCACUGUACCAAAAUACAACUACACUCUUACAUUCCCACCAGCAAUACACAGGUCUAGAAGAUAUUUAGAUCUGAUCGGAAUGAUGAUAUUCGCAGGUGUUCAGCCAGCCAUUGUAUGCAAAUGUGGAGAGAUGGCUCGGGAAGAAAUACCCAGAGAGUCAAUUUGUACAGAGGAACUAUGUUCUAAAACUAAACUACUUUCCAGCAUUGCAGUUUAACUUCAUGAGAGUGGUUUUCAGAACUGCAUAUGUUGCUGCAAUAACUGGGAUUGCGAUACUGUUCCCUUACUUCAACCAGGUUGUGGGGGUAGCAGGAGCAGUCAACUUUUGGCCUAUAGUCGUGUACUUCCCUGUUGAGAUGUACCUAAAGCAGAAAGAGAUUGAAUUUUGGACAUGCAAGAAGACCGCUCUUCGUAUAUACACAUACCUAUGCUUGGUUAUCAUCCUAUUUGCCUUUGUUGGUUCCAUCCGAGGAUUGAUCCUUGCCAGGUUCAGCUAGGAGGUCACUACUUGGUCACAUCUACUUCCUAGUAAGAGUAAAGUUUGCAUACACACAUCCUCUUACCGUAUUUUUGUGGAAUUUUACUGGGUUUGUUGCUAUUAUAGUUACACAUUUACGCUUUUCAUUGUGUGACAAUGUGUUGACUAUAAAUGUAAUACAUAGUUUUUUUAACGUGGAAUUCCGAUUUUGCUUUCGUUGAACAUACAUAGUAUGAGUUUUUUUUUCUUUGAUGAACUGCUGUAACAUAUAAUUGACUGAAAACUCAAAUUACAUUUUAUAAUACAUUGUAUGAGGUUGU